Messenger RNA from Durusdinium trenchii, 1746 nucleotides. Lineage: Eukaryota; Dinophyceae; Suessiales; Symbiodiniaceae. The record is from the annotation of a GenBank genome assembly.
AUGGAGGGGAGAGAGGAUCUUUUGAAAGUCUUCCAAGCCAAUGACCUUGGCACUGGCUUCAUUCCCCAGAUCUUGUUGCGCGAUGUUCUGGUGAAGGCAGGUUGCUCGGCAAUCUGUGUGGAACAGCUUUUUGCCCUCGCAGGUGUAACAGGAGAUAGCCCUGUGCCUUACUCGAACAUCGUGGAUUGGUUGUGGUCAGUGGACACGAAGGCACCUGGCGCUUCCAUGACUCCACUGCCCCUCACAGCUGCACCUGCAGAUGGGCAAGCUGAGUUGGCCUUGCAGACCCUAGUGCUUCUCACGGCUGCAGCAUCCUGGCAGCUCAAAGGCUCUAGGGGUGAAAUGCGAGUGGAAGAGGUACCCUCGACGCCUGAGGCGUGCUUGGGCUUUUCCGUGCUCUGCGCGAAGGAACAGCCACUUAGCGAAUCUGCUGCAUUGGCAUCAGCACUGUCUGAGAGAGUGAAGGGGCUUAUCCAAAGUUCUUCCGUUGAGUUGGCCGUUUUGUCGAAGGAGGAGGCCCUGCAACUUCUUGCAGAGAACUUCACUGGAUGCGCUGCUUUUGCCGAGUCCAUUGAGAGUGGCUCGUUGGGGCUUCACAUGGUUCGCUUUCCAAAUGGCAAUGUCUUCCGCACAGUGGCGGCACAGCCUGUGGCGCUCCCCAGCUCGCUGAGAGGUGUGCCCUGGGAGAUUCGCUCGACACAAAAGGCCGGUUACUUCCAAAUCGUUGGGCCUACGGUGGCUUUGGAUGCUUUGGUGCCUGGCCGCUUUGGAAAGCUUGGAGAUGCACUGCCUUUGCAAGUUGGUGUGCAGGAGUGCAAUGAUGCGGCUGCAGCUGGCCACCAGACAAACAUGGCUCUGCAGGCUGAGACCCUGCAGAACAAUACUUUGGCUGAGCUUAGUAGCCGCAUUGCAGCCGCAGCAAGGGAGAAGUCUUGUGCCGUUGUAGUGGCAGGGCCAUCUUCAAGUGGCAAGACCACUUUCAGUGCACGUUUGGCCUUGCAUCUCCAAGCACGUGGCAUCGAAGCGACGCCUUUGGAGUGUGACAUGUAUUUCAAAGCACGUGCGGAUCCCACACAUCCACGAGAUGCAAAGGGAGAGCUUAACUUUGAAGAUCCUGAGUCUCUCCGCAUUGAAAAAAUCAAGGGAGACUUGGAGGCACUGUUGGCUGGAAAGCCAGUAGAGCUGCCCAAGUUCUGCUUCAAGACUGGGACGAUCCAGGAGAAGACCGGUAAUGUCCUGCAGCUGCCAAAGCAAGCUGUACUCGUGAUUGAAGGGAUCUUUGGGUUGCAUCCCAAAUUCCUGGCAGCAUUCGGCAAUGUCUCCCUCUUCAAAGUGCUCAUUGGACCUUGGUCCGGUGCCCGCUUAGGAAACUUGUGCAUCAUGCCGGAGAGGAAGUUUCGCCUGUUGCGGCGCAUUGGUCGAGAUGUGCGCUCACGGGGCGUUGAUGCAGCCCGAGUCAUGCAGAAGUUCACUUCAGUCUCAGCCGGAGAGCAGCUGAACAUUUUCCCCUUCGCGCAAAGCGCGGAUGUGAUUUUCGACUCCACGCUGCAUUACGAGAUUCCUGCCCUACGGGCUGUGGUGGGCACUGAUGUUGAGAACGCUCAAAGUGAUGAUGCAGAUGUGCAAUGGCGCAAAAGAGAGUUGGCCAACUAUUUGAGCUGGGCCACUCCAUGGGAGACCUCGAAGUACACGUUGCUACCCACCAGCAUUGCUUGUGAAUUCCUUGGCAGCUCAAUUUUUGAGUAG